AUGAGAGAAAAACACUUUCUUACGCUCUGCAUCAGACUACUGCGCUGCGCCGCCAUCUUGACCGGAAGUGAGCGGCGUCAGAUCUACAGCGCAUCUGUGCGCAUGCGCGGCUCAGACUCAGACCAGCUGCAUGAGUUUGAGAUCAGUCCGAAUGUUGGUGUGGAGCUGCUGGAGAAAUCAGUGUCCAUCCCAGACACCAGUGAUGCUGUGGAGUUCUAUAUCUAUGAUUCAGCCGGACGGGAGCCGUUUGCAGACGCCUGUGAGAACAUGUGGAAUCAGCCGUCGCUCAUGUGUGUGGUGUUUGACAUCACCAGCGAAGCCUCGUUCACCAGUCAGCUGUGUUUGUGGUCAGGUGUGCUGCUGGGGAAUAAGAGUGACCUGUCGUCCAGAAGAGAGGUGGACGCCGCCGCCGCUCAAUCAUGGGCUCAGAGUCACGGGCUGGAGUAUCACGAGACGUCUGCUAAGGAGAUCGGUCAGUAUGAAGCUCCGUUCCUGAGUCUGGCUCGAGCGUUUCUCUCGCUCUAUCAGGAUCAGAUCCAGAUCAUCCAGAGCCUCGUUUAACCUCAUACACAGUCAGUCAUAUGCAUUAUGUACAUUUCAGUGUCCUGUUGUGUUUUUUUUCUGUGGU
This is a messenger RNA of Sinocyclocheilus anshuiensis, 628 nucleotides long. RefSeq names its product intraflagellar transport 27 homolog (Chlamydomonas) (gene ift27). The record is from RefSeq and is a predicted model, not a curated record. NCBI's taxonomy places the organism in Eukaryota, Metazoa, Chordata, Actinopteri, Cypriniformes, Cyprinidae. The coding region runs from base 1 to 561 and encodes 186 amino acids. Gene Ontology annotation, molecular function: GTPase activity; GTP binding. The transcript is spliced from 6 exons.